Messenger RNA from Balaenoptera musculus (blue whale), 1515 nucleotides. It is a transcript of the gene METTL17, whose product is annotated as methyltransferase like 17. Gene Ontology annotation, molecular function: methyltransferase activity; structural constituent of ribosome. The transcript has 14 exons. Gene Ontology annotation, biological process: translation. The record is from RefSeq and is a predicted model, not a curated record. Lineage: Eukaryota; Metazoa; Chordata; Mammalia; Artiodactyla; Balaenopteridae. Gene Ontology annotation, cellular component: mitochondrial small ribosomal subunit. Bases 23 to 1405 code for a protein of 460 amino acids.
GUUCCGGUUCACCUCUGGCUCCAUGGCGACCGCUAGAGGACCAGGGUAUCUGCUGACAUUAGGCAGAUGGCGCCGCAGCCUUGGAAUAGCUCCCCAGUCCCGAGCUCUCGCUGCCCUCGUGCCCGGCGUAUCCCAGGUGGAUAACAAGUCUGAUUUCCUGGGGAAGAGGCCCCAUCGCCGGCACCCCGGCAUCCUGCAGCUGUCGCGCGUGCGGCUGCCGCAAGUAUUGGUUGACGCCGCGCAGUUACUGCUGCUGGAGAGCUCGAUGCCCAAUAUGGAGAAGAAGGUGCAAGCACUGACCAAUUAUCUCUGGAGCCGGCAUUUACCUGUAGAGCCAGAGGAGUUGCAAAGACGGGCUGUCCAUCUUGAGAAAAAAUUCCUGGAAAACGCAGACUCAUGUCAGAUGGAAGAACUUUGUGGAGAAGUGCUGCAUGCUCUGCGUAGAACUACCUAUCAUUGGCAAGAGUUGAGCUACAAUGAGGGACUGAGCCUGGUGUAUAUGGCAGCAAGACUGGAUGGUGGCUUUGCAGCAGUCUCCAGGGCAUUCCAUGAGAUCCAAGCUCGACUUCCAGAGUUCCAGCCACAAACCUUGAUGGACUUUGGCACAGGUACUGGCUCUGUCACCUGGGCUGCUCAUAGUACUUGGGGCCAGAGCCUACGUGAAUAUAUGUGCGUGGACAGCUCAGCAGCCAUGUUGGAAUUGGCAGAAAAGCUACUGAAAGGUGGUUCAGGAUCUGGGAUGCCUUAUGUGCCAGGUGUCUUUUUCAGACAGUUUCUACCUGUAUCACCCAAGGUACAAUUCGAUGUGGUGGUAUCAGCCUUUUCUCUCAGUGAACUGCCCAGCAAGGCCAACCGGACUGACGUAGUCCAAACCUUGUGGCGCAAGACAGGUCAUUUUCUGGUAUUGGUGGAGAAUGGAACAAAAGCUGGACACUCCCUUCUCAUGGACGCCAGGGACCUGGUCCUUAACGGAAAAGAGAAGUCACCUUUGGACCCUCGACCUGGUUUUGUCUUUGCCCCGUGUCCCCAUGAACUUCCGUGUCCCCAGUUGACAGCCUCUAAGCCCCUGGCCUGUAGCUUUUCCCAGGCCUACCAUGCCAUCCCCUUCAGCUGGAACAAGAAGCCAAAGGAGGAAAAGUUCUCGAUGGUAAUCCUUGCCCGAGGGUCUCUGGAGGAGGCUAAUCGCUGGCCCCGAAUCACUCAGCCUGUUCUUAAACGGCCACGCCAUGUGCAUUGUCACCUGUGCUGUCCAGAUGGGCAUAUGCAGCAUGCUGUGAUCACAGCCCGCAGACAUGGCAGGGAUUUGUAUCGCUGUGCCCGUGUCAGCUCCUGGGGAGAUCGUUUACCUGUGAUCACGCCAUCUGAGCUUCCUCCAUCACCUGCUCAAGAUCCCCCUGAGAGUUGACAAGGAUGUGUAAUGAGUGUUUUCUUCUAUCAUGACUGCCAAGGCUGAAGCUACCUGGUAUCCAGGAUGGGAGUGCUGGUACUUUUACAGCAAAAAAACUAGUUAAAAUA